UCCCUCUCACUCAUUCCAGUCCAUUCCCCUCCACCCCUCCUUCCCUCCCCUUACUUCAUCGCUAAACGACUAAAUGACUCCCCAGACCCUCCCUCCCAUUCAACUCCCGGUUGGGCCCGCACCCACCCACCCCACCAUCUCCCGGCAGUUCGGAGGUCUCCGAUCAUCGCCCUCUUCCGACCCCAAACAUACAAAACCCUACCUACCUACCUAUCGGCGUGUCGCAUGUCGCGUGCCCAAUGUGGCACAUCAGGCGGUGCGAGGGUGGUCGAUGGGAUGGUCGACCGACCAGCCGGCCGGCAGGUCGUUUGUUAGGUUGAAUGAAUGAAGGAGUGAGGACGGCAGCUGGAUGGAUCGAAUCGAAUCGAAUCGCGUCCAACAGAUACACUGAGCUGCUCAAGUUACCGUUGCAGUGUGUGCGUGUGUCGACUGGACGGUCGGACUAUGUUACAUGCGUGACGUCUCGGAGGUGGGGAGGGGGAGGGGGAGGGGAGGGGAAGGGAUCGAACUAUUAUUAUUUGGUGUCACUACACACACACCUUGUGGACAGGGUAAGUGAGCUUGUUCGGCUCGAGGCCUGGUGGCGUACGGGGGCUUGGAAAGAAGCAGCAGCAGCACGGCAGAACAGCCGAGUAAGCACACUAAAAAAAAAACAGACGACAAAAACAACAAAGGCGAAAGAAAGAAGAAAAAAAUUACAACAAUCUCAGGAUGAAGUAUUAAAACAAGUUUUCCCUCGAGGACCGGAUCAAUCUCUCCCCCCGCCCUCUCCAGGGCAAUCGAGUUCCCAAUCAUGCGGUGCGUAAAUCUACAUCUAAACUAACGCCAGUCAUGCUAUCACCCCAUGA
Messenger RNA from Aspergillus heteromorphus CBS 117.55, 848 nucleotides. RefSeq lists its product as uncharacterized. Bases 321 to 806 code for a protein of 161 amino acids. The transcript has a single exon. NCBI's taxonomy places the organism in Eukaryota, Fungi, Ascomycota, Eurotiomycetes, Eurotiales, Aspergillaceae. The record is from RefSeq and is a predicted model, not a curated record.